Molecule: messenger RNA, 32269 nt
Organism: Porites lobata
Lineage: Eukaryota; Metazoa; Cnidaria; Anthozoa; Scleractinia; Poritidae
Source: the annotation of a GenBank genome assembly
GUGCAAGUUGGUCCAAAAUUAACUUCCACGAUUAACUCUGCGUUCUUCGGGACACAACGCCCUUAAAAGUCAGCCUUUUUAACAGCGGAAAUCUUUCUUUUCUUUGUAAUGCGACAAACAUGAUGAACAGAACAAUUUUUUUAUUGGUUCUUUUGAGCGCUUGCUGUUGUCGGUGAGUAGAUUCUGCUCUGUGGUUUCCUUCCUUCUUUUUAAUGUGGAAAUUACUUCUUUUAUAGUUCAGGUAAAUCGCAACUUUAAAAUUGUGUUUUAGGUAUAGCCAAAAAAGAAAGGAAAACCAGACCGUUGUUUUGAGAAGACAAGUAAUAUCGAUACGGACAGAGAUUUUUCUUUACCAUAAAGCUUUUUUACGUGGCAAUUUGACGGUAUUUGUUUUAGGAUGUGACCGACUUCCUUAAACAAAUUGAUUGGUUGUUUCUAACAUAUUCGUCUAACCAAGAGGAGUAGACUACGCAAUUAACAUCGCAGUCUCGGAAUUUAAGAACUUUCUAAUGUUACUUACUUGGUUUCUUAAUCGGUAUAGUACGAGUUUAAAAAAAAGUCUUCUUAAAAGCCCUAUAUGAUCUUUUAUUGGGGGUUUCUAUAAUUAUUAAUGUUACGUCCGAUGUCCCCGUAAAACAUCUGCAUUUCAAUUAUGCGAUUCGGUUUUUCAUUUUUACACAUUGCUCGGCUAAAGAUAAUGUUAUACCCUUUGGUGAGUAAUUUUCUUUUACUAGUUGCGGUGAAUCGCGGAUGAUAUUUCAUGGAAAUAACUUGGUAUCUUAUUUGCCAACUGUUCUUGACUUCUUUUCUUUUGCAUUUGUCAUACACUAGUUCAAAUUUAUCAUCUCAGUCUUUUUCCUUCUUCCCAACAGUUUGUCCGUAGCUGGUAAUGGAGGUAAGAUUUUAAAUACAUGAUUUUUGAUGGAAUACCUUUUAAAUUUGCUUACUCUCUCUUCAAAUUUUUCUGUGUAAAUCAGUUUUUAAUCAAUUCAAAUUGACAUAAUAAAUAAAAGAAUCGGCAGCAGUACAAUGAAAACCAUUGAUAUCAUUAUUAUUCGGUUCAGUUUUACGUUCUAGCUUUCCGUACAUUUUCCACGGUCAAAAACGUUUGUCCUUUUAAGACUGUACCUAGCCAAUCGGGAAACGUGACAAAACAGAAAUAAAAAAGCAUUCUUGGAGUUUAUUAAAAUAAUAAUAUGAAUAAAGAAGUGCAUUUUGACCGGCACUUUUCCUAUGCUACGGUUAUGUUUUUUGCCUAGUGCCACAAAAAAACACAGUUGUUUUCGUGUCCCUAUGCAUUUCUAAUCAUUCAUCUUUGAUUAAAGUAAAGUACUAAAAAAUACGCUCUAUUAUUAUAACCUUGAUCUUUUGUUUUCUCCGGCUUAAAUAAGUCUGUGUAGACAAUGGCUAUCAAACUUUGUUGCGCAAGUUAAUUUAAAUCACUAAAUAAAAGGAUUGGUGUAUUGGUGUUGUCGCAAAACCUGAUAGUUGUAUUCGACCUUGUCUUUUCUGUCUUUUGUUUUCUAUCAUCUUAGUCUUCAAGGUCAUAGUAGUGAUAUGCGUGAAUCGACUAUUAUUAAUCUCAGCUGCAAAACUUAACGACCGCCCAAGUUCCCUGAGAUUAAUAAUAGUCGAUUCACUCAUAUCACCACUACGACCUUGAAGACGAAGAUGAUAGAAAACAAACGACAGAAAAGAAAAAAAAUUCAAAACCAGGGAGCUCAGUAAAGUAAACAGCUACAAGACGUUUUCGAAAUCAGCUCAACACAUUACCUAAUUUUUUUUCCUUGCCAACCAGCAGGCUCUUGUCCGCGAUUUGAUGUACAAGUCUAUUUUAAGUUCGAUCAGUCCGUUAAAGUACCUUCGGGAACUGAAAAGAGGGUAACCGGUCAUUUCGCCCCGGUUACUUCGCCCCCUAUUUUCGAGUCAUUUAGCGCGCUUCAAAUGUAAUAUUCCUCGUUCUUUAAGCCAUAAACCAAAACAACCACGAGUCAAAUACAAUAUUCCUCGUUCUAUCGUUCUAGAAAAGGGGGCUAAGUAACUGGGGCGAAAUGACUUGAUCAGAUCGAUAGAUGCUUCUGAUCGGCCAAAAAUGUUUCUUAACUGACCAGAGCUUCGAGAACUUCCCAGUGAUACAUUCCAUCUCCUCACUUUCCAAAGCCGAUUCAGUUCGGUAAGAGGAACACAAGGUAGUUUGUUACCAUACAUUGCUUGGCCUUUUGACGGGCGAGUAAAAGAACCAAAUGUAGCAAUGUUUCUAAAAAAAAAGUGCUAUUGAUAGAAAUAUUUCAAAAUUAUGAAAUUAGGUACGAUAACAGGAGCCCUUAAGGGCUCCUGACAAUGACGAUGUGUAUACCAAUUGAAAGGAAAGGAAUUGGCUAACCUCUAAUCCCAAGGCCUCUUAGAACUGAGAAUUGGAUGUCUUGUGGGGAUAGCCAGCGUAGAAAAAUGGCCAUUAUUGCCCCGCAAUUUAGACAAAACUACGAUAGUUAAGGGAGGAAAUAAAAAUGCUGCAACACCGGGCCGAAAAAAAGUUGAGAAAAAUGGUCGAAAGUGAAGUUUUCUUUCCUUUUUUGCCGCGCCACAGAGAACAUUUUAUGUUCGCGCUUUGUAACUUAUUUCAAUACAUCGAUUUCCAAAUUAUUUACCUCUGCAUCUGAGUCUUCUGUUGGUACAGUUUUUUUGGAAAGGAUUGUAUCAGAGUCAAGGUGGUUUCUCCUCUCCAUUCGCUUUCAAACAAUUAUCGUUUCGACUAAUAUAAUGUAACUCGUCUCGAGGGAUGUUGAUACCAGACGAUCAUGUGCUUUUCAUGGACAUGCAGUUACCUCAUUUCCGAGAAACCGCCUUCGCUCUGUCGCAAAUGCCUUCCAAAUAAAAGAUAAAAGGACAGAAACACAAGUUGCGUUGAUAUGAACAAGCUUUAAAGCGCUCAUGCUGCCAAUGAUCGAAAGCCGCCAACCACGCAGGCCAAUAAGAAUUAUCCCUGGAUUAUCUGACCAAGCUUUCAAAAUUAUAACCCUUCUAAUAUUCACCUAAUUUGUCUAAUUGUUUGUUUGUUUUUUGGCAGCUAUGUGCAACAUGAAAACAUCGGACGGCAAGUGCUGCGUUUUUCCUUUUGUCUAUAGAGGACAAACUUUCAAUGCGUGUACAUCCUCCAGAGCAAGCCGACUUUGGUGCAGCCUCUCCCCUAGUUACGACGAGGAUAGAAAAUAUGGAUGGUGUAGAGGUGGGUCAUUCUAUAUGCAGUCUGGUCGUGUUUGACAGUUAAGGUGGCUCGAUAGGGUUUUUCAGGGCGAACACCUCCCAAAUUUGAGCAUAAAGUACGUCGCCAUUAACAAAGAUUUGAAAAAAUUACGAUCACAGCUGUAUAAUAGAUAAAGAUGAAAAUUUGUUGUGAUAACGAAAUGACGCUUUUUCGAUUUUAGUUACAGCCGUUUUUCUCGGCACUGGGAACUCUUCUUAUAAAAUCGUUAGCGGGAACUUUUUCCUCCAACAGCCGCGGCCUCGAUCUUCGGGAAGUUUAAGCGAAAUCAGUAAAAGCGUUAUAAAGAUAUUUUUGGAUGAAGUUAUUACGACUAGAAAUACAGUGAAAACUGGACAAUGUAUUACUGACAUUUCGAAUGUAUUUAUGACGGACAUUUCUGGCAUCAGCUUUUAUUGCUAAAGUAUGCUAAAUUAGUCUCAGAAAAAUAUUCGGAGCAACAGUCCUUAACUAGAAAGUCCAUGAAAAUAGACCUGUGAAAUUGUUUUGGAAUCGAACACGAAUCACUGUGAGGUAAAACGAGCCUCCAAUUCGAAAUUUCGUGACAAGUAAUUUUAGUGUUUGCUCAUACUUCAAACUAAGGCGAUUGCUGUAAAAAAAAAAUAAAAAGAAAAGAAAAAUUACCUGCAGUAAAAUCGAUUAUCAUCAUUAUCGUCGUCGUUGUCGUUGUCAUCAUCGCCAUCCUCCCCAUCAUCACCUCAUCAUUAUUUAUACAGAUUUUAUUUGAAGAUAUUCAUCCAAAGGUAGCUGAUAUUUCUCCAGUCAUACGUUUUCGUAUUCUUGCUAUCAUUUUGUGUUAUUUCGAUUUAUUUAGCGGUGAACUUCUUCACCAUUUUAGAUCGAAGCUAAUCAUCAAAAACUGAGGAAUGUUUUAAAUGAAUAAUAAUUGUGAGUUAUAAGUUCUCCUUUUAUGCUACGUUUAAUAAUUGCGAGAAAACUAGCAAUAAACAGCGAUCUUUUGUUACCAUUCUAUUCUUUCAUUUUUGCCUCGAAGCAUUCAGAGCAUCAUUUUUUUUAAAAUUGGCUCACUUUAUCUGUUUAUAUCCAGAAGGUCAUGAUAACCCUAUGUGCGUGUAAAUAUAACAAUAUUAAUUGCAAACGGUGUUAUCGAAGGGAUAUAACAGGAGGACUGUUGAAUAAUUACAGGAAUGGAAGGAAAGAUUAGUGGAGACGACCACACUUGGGUAUAUGCCAACGGAAGAUACAUGGGAAAAGAUAACGGGAGGUGGAAUGUUCCCACAAGGUAACAAAGUAAAACGCUGCUUUAAACUCCUAUGUGAAAAAUCGCCGCCAUUAAGGACUCCAAGGUUUAUAUAGGCCAAACGUCGAACUUUUCAUGAGACAAACCAAACUUAUCGAGUCAAGUUCAUGAAAAGUUUGACGUCUGGCUCAUCAGUUUAGUUCGUCUGAAUAAGUUUGGAUCGUCCAACACGUUUCAUCCGUCUGUUUCAGAAGGACUGGACGUCGGAAGAUCGUCUCCGGGACAAACCCUGUCGAUCUUCACAUGCCACGAACUAACCUUAGUCUAAUAAAUUAUAAAUCUGUAUGAUAAUUUAUGUUUAGCCCAGUGCAGGAGAAAAUUCAUUAAAAACGCAUGUUUGGUCUGAUUUAGUUGAUUGGUUCGACGCGUCGUAAGUUCGAUGUCUGACCCAACAGAUUGUCUUUACUUAAUUUAGGUCGACUCAAAUUAGAGUUUGGUACGUCUCAUGAAAAGUUCGACGUUUUUCCUAGGCCCAAGACUCAUUAUCGCGUACACGGCUAAGAGAAGUCAAACUCUCGUCCUUUCCUUUAAUUUCAUGUCGACACAAUCCUUCCUGUAACAGGCUUCCCCGUCGCUGCCUUACUUUCUUCGAAGUGCCCUCUUCCCAUUGCGCUCAUGAUAAGGAUCUAUAAGGACCAGUUUCGUUUUCUGGCAAAGAAAGACAACCCCGUCUCUUUUUAACUCGAAACUUUCAAUAUUUCAAAGUUUUCUAUGUAAAGUUUUUUUUUUCUUUAAGAUAACCAAGUGUAAGUUUAAAACAUGUAAAAUUGUGUCAGCUUUGAAAAUAUAAUUCCACCACAGCUUCUACUUCUCUGCCGACAUUCAAGUUGUUGCUGUCUACGUAAAAAACGUUGGUGGUUCAGGCGGUCUUAUUGCGUCUUUUGGGAACGGGGUCGUUACUGACAGCACAUGGAAAUGUACUACUCAAGGCAUAAGAAACUGGGAAAAAGUCGGAUUUGACGACAACAAUUGGCCGGCGGCCAAAGUACAUAGCGGUAACAGUGGUAAUAGAAGAGUGUACGGAAUCGCAAACGAAGCAAAGUGGAUUGGUCCGAGCCUGCUAAACGCCGCUAACAUUUACUGCAGGCGCCGUAUGAGUAUCUCCCCGGGGCAGAAACCCGCCGUUGAGGGACGUAAGUCAUUUGUAGCCAUUUUUUGUUUUUUUGUUUAUAGUGGAAAGUGCACUUAGCUUAUCAAGCUAGUUUGCAGACACUCCAGUCAAGUAAUCCUGAAACAAAUGAUGCAAAUAGAACAUAACAUUGAGGGUUGUGAGUAAAUAGUGCAAAAAGUAUUACCAAGAUUUCUUGGUUGAGAAAAAGCUUUAAACGUUGAGUUUUGCCCAUUGCAAAUCACAUUUUAUAAUUUUUAGGAUGCUUACAAAAAAUGAAGAACUGGCAUGGCCCACUGCAUAGGUCAUUCUAGAAAGAAAAUGAAUGAGCUGCUUUCGAAACUGUACGCCACGAUCUACCACCUGACUGUAAUGUAAAUUUUUUUAUCAAGGUACAGUCCUGAAAUCUGCUAUAAACUGUAAGUAAAAAAAGAUCUGUUUACCCAUAACAGGGGGUAGUUUCGGUCAAUAAAAUACAGUCCUAUUUUUGGGGGGUCUAGUUUAGCUCCCCUGAACAGGGCCGAUACAGUCCAAUUAGCUAGACUAAAGGCUGAUUUAGUCCCACAGGCUGAAAUGAGUCCCAUCGUGGUCUGGAUAGGCAUUUGAUGGGGCUGUUUUAGCUUAUUAUGCUUAAAUGGAAUCGAGAGAGGCUGAAUCUGAUUUCGAAGAUGAGAUGCAGGGCUUCUUAAAUUGGCACUUUAGGGCUGAAACAGAUCUUUUUGAUUGACAGUGCAGUAGAAUAAAGCGUCCUUUUCAUGAUUUUCUCAUGACCAAUGUAGCGUGCGAUAAGCCACUUGGACUACAGAGUGGAUGGGUGGAAAAUAGUCAAAUGACAGCGUCAACUGUGUGGGAUUGGAAACACGCAGCUUGGAGAGGAAGACUGAACAUGCCAAAACAGGGGACUUUCCGGGGAUCGUGGUCAGCAAAGUACAACAAUCAAGACCAAUGGCUUCAGGUUUGUGAAAUGUCCAUACUAGAGAGCUUAAGCAACGACGACGGAGACGGCCUCGAGAACGGCAGAAAAGCAAUACAUAUGUAGGUUCAGAUUAGCAAAACAACAACUUUGCACGUGCAUAACACUUUUUUGUACAUUUCUUUGCCGUCACUGCACAACUACGACGUGAAACGUUCUAAUUUUACGUUUUAUGGAGGAGUGAGCGCAAGACUAAGAUUUUCUCUUUGUUUUUGUGAUCUUAGUUCUUUAGAAUUCAACUCCUAAAAAAGUCGCCAGCAUUUGACAAAUUAAAAGAGUUGGAACAAGAGCGAUGAAUUUUGAUACAGCAUGAAUGCACUUUUUGGGUGACGUUUUCGUUGCCGUUACCUUCGUCGUUGCUUAAGCCCCCUAUUACUCUAAUACUGAGGCAUGGAUCAAUCACUAAAUUUACUGUAGGUGUUCGCCUACUGUUAAAGCACCACUGAUAGCACUAUUACAACACGAAAACUUUCAUUUUUCCUAGGUGUCUUUUUAUCGCCCAAUGAAGUUCACAGCCAUUGCCACACAAGGGCGUCAAGACUUUUCUCAAUGGGUUACUAGCUAUAGCUUGUCCUACAGCGAAGAUGGCACAAAAUACACAAUUUACAGUGUUGGUGGACAUCAAAAGGUUUGUAUGACAAUUUAAAUAUAUGGGCUGCUAGCCCCGCCUUUCACGAAUUCACCGCAAGUCAUCCAUACUUAGUAAAGUAAGUUACACCAGCUCAAUAAAACGACUGCUUUUCUUUACAUGUAAAGUCAACCCCUGAGAAAUUUAAUAAUGCCAGCUGGAACGAAAAGAGUCGCAUUACUAAGUUGGGUGUGAAACAGCAUUUUUAACUAACUGUAAUUCUAUGAUUGAUCUACUGGUUGCCCUAACCUUCAUUCGUUUUUGUUAGCUGACUUUAAUCUUAUGAUUUAUUUUAUUUAGCAAUAAUCGAAUAAGGCAGAAUAUUUCAGCCGAUGACGGAUACAUAAAACCCUCCGAGAUCUGCAUUAAAUUAAUUUUUUAAAAUACAUUUUAAAUUUAUCCAAGUCUAAAAACGUGUUUACCUUUAUUCAAAUGUCCCGUCUUCAAAACAUUUGCCCUUUCAUCGGCAUGUUCAGGAUAUGAAUUAUGAACGGAGUCCAAGCUUAUAUUUUUAAGCCGUCGUCAUUCGUAGAGUUCUAUUUUUGUCUUUCCUUGCUAUAAUUUUGUUUCUGUAGUUUGACUUGCUAUUUCAUCAUCCCCUAACGUGCAGGUGCAAUCGGUCGCCAUUCUCUCCAACCGCCCCAACCGUUGAGCCAUUGUGCACUCUUUUCUUUUUUUCUGCCAAUAUCAGCACAAUAGGUGUCAAAUGUGUUGAAACUGGGGAACAUUCUUUCUUUUAAAUUUGGUCAACGAAAGGUGGGCGAGUUUUGUCUACAAAAACGAGCCCAGUAACUUUGAAUGCACUAUGAUAUUAAACGAGAUUUAUAAACAUGAUUUUUGUGCUAACAUCUAGACAUUUAAUUUUUAGGUUUUCAGUGCAAACAGGGACAGAAAUUCAGUAGUUAAACACGGUAUAACACCAAAUAUUGAAGCUCGAUUUUUGCGACUUCAUCCAAAAACCUGGCAGGCAGGAAUUUCAAUGAGAAUGGAGCUUUACGGCUGUUUAAAGGGUAAGAAGUAUACAAUAGUUUUGGAAAUACAUGAUAACAUAAAGCUAAUAAUAUCAGGUAGGCCUAACGUUUUAUAAUGAGAUGAACAAAAUUGGCAUUUGGGUCGACCUUAUUUUGAAAAACUUUUUUCCAGCCCUUCGUGUCUCAGUUUGGUCUAAAAAUAAGGGGGGAUGGGGCGGGCCCCACGGGCCCCUCCCCUGGAUCCGCCACUGAGUUCGACUACUGGAUUAGACGUCGAACUUAUUCCCUAAGCUUCGAGCUAAUUUGAGGAAAAAACAAACUGUGAAACCCGUUUAAAACAACAGUUUUCGUUCGUUAGUUUGGUUCUCCCGAAGAAAUACUUUUUUUUUCUAUUAAUUAAACUGCGAUAGCUCUACACCGUCUGUUCGUUUGGAGUGGACGGAAAAAAGUGUUUGUCUAUCCAAACUCAGUCAUACAAACGUAAUCUGAGACAGUCGUUGAACCUAUCAAGAACUUCACUCACUCAGUUUGGUUCGUUGCAUCAAAACGUUAAUUCGACGCUUUGCCUUGGCCUAAUUUUGAUUUACGGCAGGGAAGAAGUAGCUACUCGUCUGCACUGGGAACGAGGAUACGUAAGACACAGAUUAUUUUAAAAUGAGUGACACAUACGUUUCCAAAAACCUGUGGAACAUUCUGUUACAAACGUUAUUGACUAUGAGCUAUCUUGCAAGGCUCAACCGGAUGGUCCUGUUCAAACUCAUGUGGAUUGAAACUGUUUUCUAGGUAAAGAGUCGCUCCAUGCAAGGUAAUCCGAUGACAGUCUUGGAUUCCGGAUUGCAGGUACUAGACUCCGGACUCCAACCGUUAGCCGGAUUCUGCAUCACCUGGAUCCGAAUUGCGUUUUCCAAAGUCCAGGAUUUUCGAUUCCACAAGAAACAAUUCUCGGAUUCCGGAAUCCGGAAUACCUUUUAUUGGAGCGAAAAGUUUUAUUUUAGCUUUAAAAGAGUUCUUCUCUGCAACCUACAAAACUGUUAAUGCAAAUGUGACACUUUUUCAGCUUGCAAGGUAGACGUUGGUAUUCUGAUGGACGAGUCUGGCAGUGUGAGCAAGGCUGAUUUUGAACAACAGAAGAACUUCGUAAAAGCCUUGGCUGGUCACUUUCAAUUUGGUCCCGGCGCUUCUCAAUUUGGUGUUAUUACUUUCAGCACAAACGCAAAGCUGGAUAUUACACUUAACAGAUACGGAGACGCUGCUUCCUUUCAAAGAGGGGUAAAUGCCAUCUCUCAUGAAGGUAUAUUAUAUCAAAUUACUUGUAUAUACUGCCACUUCUCAUUCAUUUCAAAUUUAGCUCUGUCUCAAGCGUAAAGAUUUACAAAGUUGAACCAAAAUCCACAGCCAUCAAGUUUAAGAAGAAGGCAAAUGAGACGAGAUAAGCGUUGGUUAUCAUUGUCUUAAAAAUAUGUAUCUGGAGAGAUUAUCAUUGUGCGCAUUAAGGCAAAGGUUCCCUUUUUUCUUAGUCAUGUUAAGGCCCUGAGAACUUGUGUGGUUCUCGGAAUGGAACCUGUAACAUCUCGUUUUGCAGUCCAGUGUUAUGAGCUAAGCCUGCCCUUCAGUGGAAGUGUAAACUACAGGUUCCCUUGUCCAUUUAAGAAUAACAAAUAAACUUCAUUUCCCGGUUACAAGUUUUUUGGUUGAUUACGCUGGACAAAACAAGUCUAAUUAAACAUUUUUUUUGCAGGUGGUUGGACAUACACUGGCAAAGCCUUAAAUCUAGCCUACAAACAGCUGUUAACGGCGGCUAAGGGUGCACGUGCAAAGGUAGCCAAGGUAAAUCACCACACUUGUAUGGUCAGAUCAUUGCACCGCUGGCAUGGUCUGAACAUUGCACCACUUUUGUAGUCUGACCACUGCACCUCUAAUGCCUGGUCUGAUCACAGCACUGUGUUGAUGAUCUGUCAUUGCACCACUUGUAUGAUCUGACCAUUGCAUCACUUGUAUGAUCUGACAACUGCACCUCUUAUGUAUGGUCUGAUCACUGCACCGCUUGUAUAGUCUGACCACUGCACCGCAUCUAUGAUCUCACCGUUGUACCACUUGCAUGGCCUGACCAUUGCACCACUUUUAUGGUCUGACCACCGCACCGUAUGUGUGGUCUGACCAAUGCACCACUUAUAUCGCAUGACCACCUCAUCACUUGUAUUGUCUGACAAUUGUAUCACUUGAGCCAUUCCUCAACUCACCGAGUUUUAAUUGAAGCCCAAUCGCGUUUAAAGGUAUUUUAACAUCAACAGACGUCAACAGAAUACUUAAAGAAAAAUUUACUAACAGAACCGUAUUUGUUUAUCUAAUAGGUUUUGAUCAUUAUCACAGAUGGACAGAGCACUGGCGGAAUGCAAACUCUAAAAACACCAAUAAAGCUGCUAAAGGAUUCUUCGGUGAAUAUCAUCUCCAUUGGUGUCGGAAGCAAAGCAAAUCAGAAUGAGCUAAAAUUCAUGGCCUCGUCGCCUAGCAACACCCAUGUGUUCUCAGUCCAAAAUAUGAAUCAGUUGCAGACUCUGAUUAGCUCGAUUACGGCUUCGUCCUGCACAAGUAAGCUGGUUGUGGGAUAACGCACAUGACCCCAUAAACGUAGUACAUAGGCAGUAUCAGAAAAUAACUUGUUAUUACCUACAAAAAUGCGUUUUUAGCACAGCUCAGACUUCAAAUGCCCUUUCUUGUUAGUAUAAGAUGGAUGGUUGGUUUGCUGAUUCGAAGUGCCCUGCCCUAAAAAAUGCAACCUAUUAAUAACCGAAUUUCACCGGUAACAUCAAAUACUUUGGGUCCACCGCCAUGCCAGUAAACUAAGAAAUACAGUGUAAAAGAAAGUAAGUAAGAGAAUGUUCAACAAAAAAUAAUAAACAAAAGUGCGUCUUGUGGUUUGGGUUCCCCUUCAGCCGUUUCGGGCCUGGCCCUUCAUCAGUGGAGUUACAAGUAAAAGAAAGGAAGUGGACUCUUACUUACUCUUUCCAACGCGUGAUAUGCUAUAUACCUGGCGAUGUAUACCUGAAACUUUGAAGUCAAGUCCAUACAUUAUAUUUUCUUACUUUUCUGUUUGUUUGUAUAGGGCAACAAUGGUGGAACAAUGUAAUAACAAUUCAAAACAUUUCUCAAAAUGUCUGUUGCCCUUGAAAAUCACCGUUGUGAAUUUUUCCUGUGUAAUAUCGCCCUUACAAUUUUUAUCACUAAUUUUGUCGAUGUUCUUAUUCCUGAUGUCCCGCUCGUUCAAAUACCCGAUUGCUCCCAUUUUCUUUGUGUAAAGUACAGACAGCAGCAGAAAAAAUCAGACGAUAAUUAGCAUGUCGCAUUUUAUUAAUAGCUCUCUUAAACAAGAUACAAUCUGAAAUACCCGUGCCUAAGUCAAAUCAUGUUGAUGCCUUCAUAGCAUACAAUUGUCGCUUUGUGACGUGUGACUAUAGUCAAUGGAGUGCUUGGUCUGCCACAUGUGGUACAGGAAUGAGACGCGCACGGAACCUGGUAAAGGUCAAUGAGCAUUAUAUCAAAAAGCAGGGUGGCUGCUCAGGGCUUAAAGUCACCUGCGACAGACAAGAAACAGAAACGAGAACAACUACAAACUGUAAGUUCAAUAUUUGUAUGGGCAUUCCCAUUGAGGCGUGCUAAGGCAGUCAAUGAGGAUUUAUGCAAUGGGGUAGACGUGUAGUUAUAAGUGCUAGUAAUAUUCUGAUUAGGAACGUUCGGAGUGUUUAUUGAUUUAUCUAUUUUUUCUCUAUUUGACAUUCUUAACCAAGCGAGUAAAAAUGAAGGCAAGACAGACUUGGAUUCAGAUCUUUGCUUUUCCCUUCUGUACUUGAGAGUACCCCUACUGGUCUCAAACCUUCCCAUUUCAAUUUCCUACUUUGGGUUCGAACCUUACAAAUCUGAAAGAGAAUCCAAAUCAACACAGGGUUGAGGAUGAGAUUGGAUGUGGAUCGUUAACUUUUUGAUUGAUUAUUACUGAUCUUUUCCAAAAGAAAAAAAAGAUCAAGGAAUUUUUUCAGCAUCUAAUCGUAUAUUUUCGGUUGUAAAAGACAUAUAGGGCAGUCUACGCUGUCAAAUUGUCAGUAGUGACAUCAAGGGAUUUUUCGAUUUCUUUUUAUGAAGUGCGCAGUUAAAUUGAUGCAGUUGAUGGCUCUUAAAAUGUUUAGUGGGUUCAAUAAAAUUGAUAAUAAAAGAAAGCCCAAAUAAUAAUAAAAAAGAAGAUUAAUAAUUUUCAAUGUUUAACGCAUCAACAGGUCCUUGCAUCAGCAUGACAUGUUCUUGGUACCCAUGGAGCAGCUGGUCCUCAACUUGUGGACGAAUAACGCGUCAGCGCACCAGCAAAGCCACUCAAUCCAUCGUUAACCGCCCGAACUGUAACGGCCUGCAAACUUCCUGUCCUAAACCUGAAGUGGAAUCGUCUUAUAUUUCCUGUAUGUACAGCUGUAUAUAAAUUCAUGGUAUCUUAUCGAAUUUUGUUAAUGUAACAUAGAUAAAACUACAUUCACUUGCAAUGAAAAUUUGUUACGCAAAUGGUGCGUCUUAUUGGGAAAUUCCGCUUUUUUCUAAACGAACUUGAUGAUCCAACAACGGACGUGUGUGGCUCGGUAAAUUUUAAAUCCACCUUACAAAGGGAUUCCUGUUCGCGAAAUAUGGCUUUGAAUUUUGCGGUUUUUUAAAAGUAAAUCCAGGGGGAAGGGUUGUGCACUUCGCCUUAUUUUGAAAGCGAGGGUUUUUGGAACUCGGAAUUGGCCUGAUUUCUCAUGGAGUACAGCCCUUGCCUGUUGUUAUCUUGCUUAGAGUUAAUUUAUGACAAUGUCCAUUCCUUAAUCCCUACAGGUUGUAAAGGCGAUUUGGGAAUCUUAAUGGACGAAUCUGGAAGCAUUCAAGAUAACGAUUUCGUCAAGGAGAAAAACUUUGUUGCCAAUCUGGCAAAUAGCCUGACAAACUUCGGUCCAAAUGGUAUGCAGAUGGCGGUCAUAUCAUAUAGCACGGAUGCGCGUCUGGACAUCAAGCUUAAUCAGUACUCUAACAAGAAAGAGUUUAUCCAUGCCGUGAAUAGCAUCAGGCAGUAUAGUAAGUAGUUUUUAAAUUCUCCCGGCUUGUGUUUUACCUUAUUAUAGAAAGAUGGAGGUGGACAAAUUAGAGCCAACGCCUUUGAUGACAAGCAGCUCAAGCUCAGUGGAGAGUUAAGUCAUUAAGUGAUGAUCCGGGUAAGGUGGAUAGCAAUUUCUUUUGUUAUGCGGCAACGGUGCCUUCCCCACAUAGAAAUGUUCUCAUUUUUACACAGAGAAUUCAUAAACCUACAAGAAGGUCGUUCACGCAAUAAAAUGCAUUUACACAGCACUUUGAAAGGGUGUUUUUUUUUCUUGUGACCAAUCACAAGAGUUGAAAACAAUAGCCAAGAAAAGUUUACAAUUUUACAUGUUCCCCACAUAGGAUUUCUUCUUUCUUUUCUCUGAGACUAGAUUUUGUUAUAUGGAAGAUGGUUGGAAAGUAAGGAUGAAUAUAUGUACCGCUUUAUGAAGUUUUGUUAACUUUUGCUGUUUAAGCCAAUCAGAAGUAAGUACAGACAAUAGAAAAGUUAGCACCCUUUUUGCAUUCCAACAUGUUCGUUACCGUUGUUGCUAUCGUUCUUAUCUGGACCGUUUCUUAAUAGACCUUUUUGUUUUCCUACUUCAGACCACGUGAUGGUACCCCAGAGAACUGUUUCUUCCAAAUGUCUCCUUAUGCACGUGCAUCCACGUGCAUAUGAAUGCAUAAUUAAUAAAAAAACAAAAGGCAAAUUCCGUGGAGAACAUCACGUGGUCUGAAUUGGGAAAACAAAAUUUACAAGCUAAAAAGGUCUAUUCAUCAUUAAUUCGAGUGGUAUCGUAUUGCAUAAUGGUCAAAGUGGCCGUGAAAAUAAAGGAUUUGUAUGGGAAUUCAGGUUUCCACUCCUAGAAUUGGAAGCUCGAGAGUAAAAGAAAUCGCUUAAAUCGCAACAGAUCACAAAAAUAAUCACACAGGAAGCAGGAAAACAUCAAGUAAAUAAGUAAAGCGUUUUUAUCUUCUUGGAACCAUUACCUGAACUCCGAUAAAACUCCUUUAUAUUCACGGCCAUUUUGAGGAUUAUGCCGAAUAUGACUAAUGCCAUGCACAAGUCGUAAUGAGUUUAAAAACUCUCAUUCUGAGCUUGGGCUAGCUGUGCUUUAAUAACCUUCAGUUGAAAGCCACAUCUCUCCAAACUCUCAUUAAAAUAAUACCAGUUUCAUCAGCGAAGAAAGAGUUUUUCAUCGGUGGUUCUGAAUCAGACUGACAAUGCUACACUUUCCACUACAGAGGGAUGGACCUUCACACACAAAGCUCUAAAUGUUGCGAAGAAUCAGCUUUUUCAGUUGGCAAAUGGUGCCCGUCCUGGCGUCUCAAAGGUUUGUGUAGCCUGAAAUUUCUAACUCAUUUUCACUUACACUGGUGCCCUUAAAUGCAAAUAAAACCUGUUUACUAAACGUUUAUUUGAAAAAAGCAGAACGAAACUCUUUUUUUUAGUGAGGAUUUAAAUCCUCAAUAACACCAUAACUUCUUGAUGCAAUCUAGACAUAAAGCAGUAGCUGUUUUACCGCUUUUUAUUUCUUAGGGUAUCCACUAAAAACGUAAACUGAUUUACAUGUGGAAAUUGACACCAUUAUUUUCUCAUGUUAUAGAUUCUAAUUGUCCUGACUGACGGUGCUACCACUGGAGGAAGCGAGAAACUCAAAGUUCCAAUCGAAAAUCUUGAAAAGAGCUACGUAAACAUAUUCACCAUAGGAAUUGGUUCCAGCAUCAACAGACAAGAGCUUGAGAUGAUGGCGUCAGCGCCGGUUAAGGAUCACGUUUUCUAUGUUGCCACUAUGCAGGAACUACAGACUCUUCUGCAACGGAUCGGUGAAUCUUCUUGCAAGAGUAAGUAAAAGAAGAUGAAGUGAAACAGUGACAUUCUGUUUGCCCCUGUCUUCAUUUACAAACUUCCGCUUAUAAGGCUUGGACUUAUACAACUUUGUAAGGGAAGUAGGAGGGCCUUAUAUAAACGGGGGGGAGGCUCCAAACGUCGCAAAAAAAAUCGAAUUCAUUUGAAAACUAGCUAGAGUUGGAGCGUAUAUUCCCGGAGGUUGAUACUAUCGGAUACAUUUUUUUGUAAUUAGUUAGAUGAGCCUAUAACAAGGGGGGAGGGGGGGGGGGGGUUGAUAAGUUGGGGGGGCUUAUAAGUUUACGGUAUGUGUCAUAUAAAAAGACAGUCAUGCAGAAUUAUCUCGUUUCCUGGUUUUCUUCAGAUCAGAAAUUUUUCCUUUUAGCCGGUUGCCACUGUGCAGCUUGAGAAAGAGAUUUCUGAGAAAAUAUUUCGAGGAACCUUAUCCAAAGGAUAACGACGAAUUUGUCACUUAAAGCAUAAACCAGUAGAUAGGUGGAAAUUUGACUCAAAAAUUAAUGACUUAAUGAUAGAAGAAAUGCUUUGUUAUUUAGUGUAGUUCAACCAAUUGAAAAGCAGAGAUUGCAGUUGAAAAUCCCUGCCUCGCAAUUAAAAACAUUACACAACCAGAUUACAAGACAAAAUGCUUCCAUUGUAGCUUUAUGACUAAAAGGUUUUAAAAGACGCUGCUUUUUUUUUCGAAUUUUCCUUUUCAACUCUUGGCGUUGUUGAAUUAUUUCAACUACAACCUUUUUUGUUUUCUUUGAUCAUUUGUUUUUUACAGAAUACCAGUGUUUUUAUGUGACAUGUGAAUACACCGGUUGGUCGGAGUGGUCCAGCUCUUGCGGCAAUGGAAUGAAAAGGGUGCGAAGGUUAAGUAAGCAGACCGAGCGUAUCAAAGAACAACAAGGAGGCUGUUCAGGCCUAACUACAACAUGUGAAAAGGAGCAGUUGGAAACUAAAAACACCCAAUGUGAGUAAUUCUCGUUUUGCUUCCCCAGCACGCCAAGUAUCGGAAAAAAAAACUCAAACGCAUAUCAUAGCUAUACUGUGCUUGCCUUAUCGAAUAUAACAGCGUAUCAGCGGGGUUUAUAUUGUUUAUAUUUUAUAUUUCCCCUUUGCACACUGAUGACGCUGUUAAACAAAAAGUGAAUUGAAGUUGAGUUACGAUGUAGUCUUAGGUUUUCAAGCCCCCUUCCAUCUGGAUUUCCAGAGCCGUUAACACCCCCAACCCCUCCCGUGAGAUUUUCCAGCAAGCCUUCCGUCGUGGGGGUGUGGAUUUUUUCUGGAACAACCCAAUUAGAUGUUUAACCCGCUGAUCACGAAUACGAUCAACACUGAGAAAGAAAACUGUAAUUUGAAAUCGAUCAGAGACGUUGAAGAAAUUCAAAGUAUAAAGGCGGCGUGAUCAAAGAGUAGUAUGCACCGAAGAAGGGGGGAAGCUAAAGCAACAACGACGACGAUGGUUACGAAAACGUCACUUAAAAAGUGAAUUCACACUGCCUCAAAAUUUAUCGCGCUUAUUCCAUCUCGUAUAAUUCGUCAAAUGAUGGUAAACUUUUUCUAGAGUUUAAUUGUAAAGAUUUGUAUCAAAGUUCAGGAAACGAAAAAGAAAGUUGUUGUCUUGUGUUCCCGUCCUCAACAAAACGUCAAGUUAGGCACUUUCACGUUGUAGUUGUGCAACGACGGCUAAGAAAUGUACAAAAAAGCGUGUAAAGUUGUUGUUUUGCUAAUCUAAACCUAUUGCUUUUUUGCCGCUCUCGUUGCCGUCGCCGUCGUCGUUGCUUAAGCUCCCCAAUGUCUACUGUUGAAGCUUUUUUUCAUUUAAUACAAAUCUAAUAGCGUUUGCUUCAAAAUACCUUGUAUAGGGAAGAUCAUAAAACCUCUCAACAAACUGGUUCAGACUGAUCAAGGUAAAAGUCACGUGACAUGUUCAAUCCAUCGUCAACGAGGCUCGAGCGGAGCGGAGGGCUCAUAACUUUAGUUCUCUCCUCUAAUUUAGUGACGUCUAUUUCAGAGUGAUGAUUCAAUUUUUUUGAUAACAAAAUGUUUUACUUGUUUCAUUUUUUUUCUUUAGCAUAACUGUAGGAAAGUUUUAAUGACGCUCGGAGAGAGGAAAUUCUCAAAUUUUUGGGCAGACAGCUUAUCUUUACAAAAAUGAGUCUCACGUCACCCUUAACAGUUCUCUGGCUUUUUCUUUUUAACCAAACGAAAAUCAGGUCCAUGUAAGUACGUGACAUGCGCGUGGAAUCCAUGGACACGCUGGUCUGCUACAUGUGGCCGUAUGACUCGACAGAGGAGCAGCAAAGUUACCCAACACGUGGUGAACAGACCAAAUUGUAAUGGUCUUCAAACCUCAUGUCCAGCGCCGCAGACGGAAUCAACCUUUGUGUCAUGUAUGUUGCACUAUUUGCUUACACACGUUGAUUUUCUUAGAGAGUGUUUUACAUGAAGUCAGGUCAGCCAUAUUGGUGCCCCACAUCAAUUAAACGGCGGCCAAGUUGGCGUCCCAAACCCAUCCUGUGUGGAUUGAACUUUUUUCUCAUGUGAAACUUUUCUCUUGUCCCAAGAAAUUUGUCUAGCUGCUGCUCACGUGGAUGAAAACGUUCCGUAGCCGCUUAUUAUGAAUAAUGAGUAUUGCGAAUAGAAGAGAUUACCACUACCAUCCUGCCAUUUUGUUAAGCUGCACACGCUACACACUGCUGAGAGGGCUCAAAAUACAAUGCAGCAGCUUGCAUAGUGUUUAAACCGAGGUUUCUGGAGUACCACUCUGUAGAUGCCAUGUAAGGGAUUACCCCCCAAAAAAAAAACAUGAUAAUAAUAAAAAAAUAAAUAGAUAAAAUUCUUGAAUAGAAUCAACAGCGGAGAACUGCCAAUUUUCGGUCGUGAUUUGCUUUGAUUCAUUCAUAAUUAAUUGUUAAUUUAAAAUCCUUUAUCUCCCUUAACUAGUCUAGUGUUCAUACAGUUGUCGAGUGAUCAGAAGCCUGUUUAGAGAAGAUUCUCAGAAGGUUAAUCCUACACUUAGAUUCAAAGACCACCCACGCAACUACGAAAUAACCAAUAGAGAAAUUAAGAUUGACGUUUACUCCAAACGGCAAACGUGAAUUUGUACCACGUGACUAAGUUUUUAACCGUGGCAGGAUUAGCUCAGUCGGUAGAGCGUUUGACUGCAGAGCGGGAGGUCGGGGGUUCGAUUCCCGUGGCCCGACCAUUACUCAGGGUCUUAAAAUAACUGAGAAAUGAAGCUACUUCCUUUGCACUAGCGGCGAGACUUUAGCGUGGCUCGGAUGACCACGUAAAAUGGCGGUCCGUAAAAAAAACGUAUGACGUAAGAAAAAAAAAAUUGUGUCCCCAAUUAGCACUUUUGUGCUAAAUACAUUGACACUCAAAUAAAAAGUGCAUUUUUUUAAUUGUGGUUAACUGCUUAUUGUUUAUUUCAAAGUAGUUUCACGCCAGUUUUAGACAUAAGAAUUGUUCUGGACAGUUUUUAUCUGCUUAUUUCCUAUUCUGAGAAAGUCUCAACUUGAAUCUGAUAUUUGCCGUUUGGCGUAAACAGGAAUCUUAAUCUCUCUAAUGACAUUUUUUCAACGACAGGUUGUAAAGUAGAACUCGGAGUUCUCAUGGAUGAAUCUGGAAGUAUUAGCGAUGAUGAUUUCCGACGGGAAAAGAACUUUGUAGCCGAGCUGGCAAAGGGCUUUAGCAACUUUGGACCUAACGGAGUUCAGAUGGGGGUAGUCAGCUACAGUACCUACGCUAAUGUAGACAUCAAAUUGAAAGCAUAUUCCAACAAGGCUGAUUUCAUGAAAGCUGUGGAUAGAAUAAAGCAUAGAGGUCAGACUGAGUUGCUGCACCGUAAUAACAUUGUAUCUAAAUAUAGAUAUUACCUUAAAUGGUGCUAAACUUAAAGGUGAUGUUACACAGGACGAUUCGCAACGACGAUUUUAGCGCAACUCAGCGUUGCAAUGUUGGAACAAUGUUGGAGCCAUUUGAAACAACGUCGCAACAAUGUUGCAGCUCUGUGUUUCGCUAAAAAUCGUCGUUGCGAAUCGUCUCGUUUAACAUCACCUUUAAAGGUGAUGUUACACGAGACGAUUUGCAACGACGAUUUUUAGCGCAACACAGCGUUGCGAUGUUGGAACAAUGUUGCAACCAUUCGAAACAAUGUCGCAACAAUGCUGUAAUGCGGAGUUGCGCUAAAAAUCGUUGUUGCGAGUCGUCCCGUGUAACAUCACGUUAAGGGGCUGUGUCACGGAUGUCUAGUUCAUUUUACAGACUUUAAGAAUCAACGAACCGACGGCAACGAGAACGUGUCAAAAAAUAGUUUUAAUAAGCAAAACAACAACUUUGCACGUGCAUCACGCUUUCUUGUACAUUUCUUUGCCUUUUUUGCAAUACUAAGACGUAAAAAUUCCUAAUUUUAGGCAACGACGAAAUUUUAUUUCGCUUUCUGAAUUUGAAUCUGGUCCCUUGUAAUUCAAAUUCAGGAGGGUUCGUGUAUAUUUGACAAAGGAAUAAUCGCGAUGAAGGCUGAAAGAAAGCAAAUUUACUUUUUAAGCGAUGUCCUCGUUCCUGUCCUGUCGUUGGAUCUUAAAGUCGCUUUUGCCUGUCAGUUACGCCUCCUUAUUUGCUAUGUAACUGGAGAAAUUACCAGUAAAUGACAAAGUCACUGCUUUGUUUCCAACAAAUAUGUUUCCCAAGCACUAUAUCGUCAAACCGGUUACAAACAACAAAAAUGAACUUUUAAAAACUGAUAGGCUGACAAGUUUAAAAAACCUCAAUUACAAUCCGUUUCGAUCUUCUUUAAAUUUGUCCAUCUGUUCCUUCCUUUGUGUUUGCUGUGUUUAUCAAACCUUCUUUAAACUUUUCAAGGUUUUUUUUUUAUUAUGGCAGUACAAAAGUCUGGAUGCCCAGAGUAAAAACUAAAAGCUUUGGCUGGGCGGAAAACCGUAAUCAGCAGCAGUAUCGACUAAAAUUUGUAGUAACAAUUACACAACAAUAUGCGCAAAAAAGAAAAAAAAAUUGGGUAAAAAUGAUAUGAUAAAAGUGUCAUAAAAAAUAAAACAAUAAAAAAAUCCUACAAGCUUUAUGGACGUCUUAAUAGGCCAUUUUACAGUUAUGGAUGGAAGCGAGGGUGAGGGUGACCUUGUUUUGAUACAAACCUUCUUUGCUUUGUUAUGGAAAUUGUUCUUGAAAAAUACUAUUUAGCAUAAGAAUAACUUGAUUUAAGGUCACCCUCAGCCUCGCUUCCAUCCAUAACUGUAAAAUGGCCUAUUAUAAAAUACAGAUGUUCAUAAGUUAAAAAUCAUCGUUCAUGUAGCUGUCCAUUAAAAAAUGAGAAAGUCUAAGGUAUGUCAAUAAAAUUUCAAUAAUGUGCAAGAUUAAGUAUCUGUUAAAAUAGGUGUCCAAAAUUCCUAUAGAUAUCUAACCGCUCAGCUUGAACAUUCUUGCAAUGUGUAAUGAACUACUGAGACAGCGCAUAAUUGAUUCACACUUGUCUCCUACAAGCUCUUUUAUGUUUGCUCAAAUGAGGACAAUGCGCGCCUGGUGCAAGUACACUAAAGCACCCAUAUGGAGAGUAUCAAUACUUUUUCUUUGGGGAAUGUUAUGCUUUUCAGUGGCAGGGCUACUGCCAUUUAGUUUUUCACCUGAGAAAAAGUGGUGUCUCUUGUGCUUGUGUGUAUGUUGCGGUUAUUUCUUCUUAAUUUCAGUUAAUUUUUGUUUUUCCUUUGAGUAUUUCACCCGUGCCCAUUUAUCAUCCUGGAUGGAAAGAGAAAAGUGGUGUCUCUUGUGAUAAACGUUAGAUAGCCUUUUUUUUCAUGUAAGAAAAUGUAUGCCUAAACAUUUCGUGUGCAUGUUGCAGGAAAUUUUUGUUUUUCCUUUGUUUCAAGUUUAUUAGCAUACAUUACCAUACCCAAAUACAAAAGAAAAACAAAAAUUAACUGAAAGAAAAAAAUUAACUGCAACAUCUACAUUAUGUGUGCUUGUUUUCCUGUCAAUCUAACAGGUGGAUGGACGUACACUGAUCGGGCACUGACAUUGGCAAAGACAGAACUUUUUCAACCCUCAAACGGUGCUAGGAAAGGUGUUACAAAGGUAAGCUCAUGCAAUGUAGGAGACACAGCGAACCUCAAUUAAUUGGCCUUCUAAAAACGCAAGUAAAAUUAUACCCUAAUUUCACGAGCUUACCAUUUGAUUAGCCACUAUUAUCACGCGUGAAAAAUUAGCUCAAAAUCGUUUUUUUUUUUUUAUCGUAUUGAGAACUGCACGCGCUGAAAUGUUUAGAGCAUUAAAGUUUGGGUUAAGGUGAAAAGCUUAUGAAUUGUUCGACAAAAAUUCUGUUACAAAUACAAUCCUUAUGUGCUCUUUAGUAUAUUUAGUUUUUCUGAAGCGUCUUUUAAAGCCCUAAAUUCUUCAUUUAUAUAACAUUUCAAAACCUCGACGCACUCUUGGAAACGUUGACAAGGCAAUUUUGUAAUUUCACAUGUGAAAUUAUGAAUUAAUGCUGAAAUUUUGCGCCAAAAGUAAGGAGUACUUUUUCAUGAUAAUUAAAAGUGCUUUUAUUCGCACAAUCCAGCGUCAUUUUCAAAUGUCACUGGUUGUAACAGUUAUUAUAAUUUGCAGAUACUGCUAGUCGUAACAGAUGGAGCCAGCAAUGGUGGGAUUAAGUCUCUCCGCUCUCCAGUUGAGGAGCUGCGAUCCAGUAAAGUAAAUAUAUUUUCCGUAGGGGUUGGACAAAGCCUCAACCGUAAUGAACUGGAGUUCAUGGCCUCCGACCCAAAAGCCUCCCAUUUAUUCUUUGUUCGUAAUAUGGCAGAGUUACCUAAUCUGCUGAACACCUUGGCAGAGUCGUCAUGUCAAAGUAAGAACUGAACGCCUCUAUCAGUAAUGCUUUAGCCGCUUCGUUAUUCUCACUGAAAUACUAAUGUGGAAAGGUUAUUAUUAGUCUUAGGAUCGCCCCUGUUAUUGGCCGUUUUUAGCUAGAGACCUAAAAGUCGUUUAGACGCACUUAAAGUCUAAGACGUUUAAGUCGUGCGUAAAAUUUACUCUUGAAAAUAGAGGAGAGGCAAGGUAUGAAAGAUCGCGCGUAAAAGCAAUAGUGUCAUCUCUUAAGGGCAACACUUCAUUCCUUUUUUCUAUUUUAUUUACUGGAGUAAAAAUACGCUAAAACAGAAAUCCACCCUAAAACAUAGAUGCCUUGAACCUGCAAACAGAUUUUAAACUCUUUUUUUUUUCUUUCGUCGAAAGAAAGGCCGGGACAUUAUAUCGUUAACAGUUACUUGUUUAUGCAACUGAAGCAGGUUAUAAUUUAAGGCAAUUUAAAAUGGAAAUCGUUGCCUAAUGAGUGACCGUUUCCCCCGUACCCUUAACUAUGGUAGUUUAGGAUAACACAAACUUUAUACAAGUUGGUUUUAGAAACUAAAUGGAAUUUUGUCCGAGUUUUAAGCACUUUCAUUUUUCAAAAAGUAAUAAAAACUUGAUGAAAGUUUUCUGUUUGGUAUAGUUUUCAAGUGCAAGUCCGUGACUUGCGACUACAGUUUGUGGUCCUCGUGGUCGAUCUCUUGUGGCCGUGGCAUGAAAAGAAAGAAAACACUUACAAAACAGAAUGACCACAUCACAGAGCAGCAAGGAGGGUGUUCAGGAUUACAAACUAUUUGCGACAAGGAAAAAGUUGAAACUAAGGACAUGGACUGUGAGUAGCACUUUUAAAUAGAUCUCUCUCGCGCGAAAGGUAUCCGCUGACCAGUGUCACCUGACUGUAUCACAGGCUCAUUUGCACCACCCAUUGAGGUGAUGUCUUUUUAAACGUUCGACGCUGAUCAGUUAUUGGUUUUCAAUUGAUCACUGUCUCAGAUUCAGUCCGCUUCUCGCUGAUGACAAAAGUUGAAUUACUGUAUAAAGAUAUUUCAUAUCUAAACUUCGCAAGUACUAUUCUCCACAUGAUUUUUUUUCUGGUAUAUUUGCAGCACUAAUAAGCAGCUACCUGUCGUCCCCUCCUUAUUAGAUAGCCGGCUGGUAGGUGUAGAUAACUACCUGUGCAAUCCAGUUGGUAGUCAUUGGGCGCCUAUUGCAAAGCCAAACAUGCACAUUUUUAGGCUGACAUAGUAGCCAACAUUUUGCGAAAUGACGUCUGAGAAACGGAGCACAGAUAUUCCAUACUGAUUACGUGUCACUAACCAGAUCUGGGUAAUGCCUCUGAUUGGUUGAAGCAAAUUUCCCACGCCUUACGACCAAUCAGAAGCACUACUUAGUACUACAUCAGUAUGAAAUUUCUUCGCUCGUUUCUCAGACGUCAUUUCACUGGAAAAACAGUGGUGGAAAUGUCGGCUUUUUUCUCAGUCUAUGACAUUUUCAUAAUAAGAGAGUGAACACCAAUGUGGAGCAUCCAUUUAGCCAAGCAAAAAUAAAUAGGUCAAUGAAGUAAUAAACAAAAAAAACUCCUUGCGAAGAACUCCUGGUAAAAAACAAGCAUUCUGUCCUAAUUUUUGUUAAGAUGGUUCAAGCUAAAACAUUAUUUCAGGUGCGUUACUGAAUGAAUGGUGACUUUGUUGAUAAAUGCCUUCUUAGGUCAAUGUAAGUACGUCACGUGCUUAUGGAAUGACUGGAGCAAGUGGUCCGCCUCGUGUGGUGCCAGCACCAGACAAAGAACCAGCAAAGUUACAAAUCAUGUGAUAAAUAAACCGUCCUGCAGUGGACUGCAAACUACAUGUCCGCAACCUCGAGUUGAAAGAAGAACAACCAACUGUAAGUACAACAAAAUAAUUGAAUGGGAAAAUCUUCUAGAUUUUUUACAUGACAGAACUUGUCGUGUAUUACGCCCAUUUAGGUCUUAACUGGUUUUGAUCCCUCCAAGACUCGAAUUUGCAGUCUUUUGAACCUAUAAAAUUGAAAUAAGUUGAUAAUUACUGUACCUGCCAUACACUGUAAAGAAAACAUAUUCUACCUUUCUAUAUGCAAGGCCCUUGCAAGACAGUUAAAUGCACUUGGAAGGCUUGGACGGAUUGGUCUGCCACAUGCGGUCUGGCACAGAGAACAAGGUCAAUUCAAUCUACACAAAUUACAGUUCAGCAGCCAGACUGUUCUGGCCUUCUUCAGAAAUGCACUCAACUACCACAGAAGGAAACCAAGAAGACAAUGUGCACUUGUCAGACAGUGAAGUGUACCUGGAAUCAGUGGAGCGAUUGGUCAGCUACCUGUGGAAAAGCCUCCCGGACACGAACAAUAAAGUGAGUGUAUUAUCACAGGCAGCAAUAUUUAAUAAUUAUUCCUCUAGCCCGAAUGAGCUCUGAACCAAUAGCCCAUGAGGUUGAAGACCAAAUGGGCUAUUGACUCAGAGGCCAUGAGGGCGAGAGGAAUCAUUGUUUUAGUAAAAUCCAACUAGUUGGUAAAAAAUAUCAAGACAAAUUACUGUUACUUUAGCAAGCAAAACGCCAUUCAGCCGCCAUUGUUUUGGUUUUUAAAGCCGGCGCUUUUCGCUACUAGUGUGCUAUAACAUAUAGCCUAAAAGUAGCUCAGGCAAUCAGAACGCAGCAUUGAUAAUAGACCACUAGUUGGAAUUUGCUAAUCACGUAUAACUGAAGCGAAUGAAACGCCUUUGCACUUUUUAAAUUUACUCCCUUUGCGGUUGUGAGUGCUGGCUGCGGUUAUUUUCCCAAAUUAAUUGUUUCGUGGAUUACACAGAAAAGGAAAAGUCAUCAGCCUUCUACUCUAAGCCCUCGCAGAUUCAAUUUUAAGUGAGAUUUCAAAAAUUUCAGUACAAUUAGCAACAUAGUAGCGAUGUAUCAAACUUCAAACAGGGAAAAUGGAAACUUUCUUCUUUUGACCGCGCUCUUUUUAACGUGACGUCUGUACUAUUCAGUGCCCUCAGAAAAAUGCUUCAGCGUUUUGCUGUGUCCAUGUAUUUUUUCCUAGAUCAACAAAACUUACUGUUCAAAAAGAAAACUGUGAUGGAUUGCCCCAAACGUGUCCUCAACCUCCUGAAACUCAACACAGAACAACCGACUGCGCAUGCCGAACUGUUAGCUGCACGUGGAAAGAAUGGUCGUCAUGGUCCACUUCCUGCGGAGUGGGAACACGCACGCGUGAUAUUAAAGGUACUGUAGGCGAAAAAUAACUACAACAGCAGCAACAAUAAUUAGAAGAAUAAUUACCAGAAUUUCUUUAAAGGAGCUUACAUACAGAAGCUAAAACGAGUUAUUGAAUACUUCAAAUAACACAUUAUCGAACGAUCUAUAAUUUGCACAACAUGAGCAAAGCAAUCUGGCUCGUACACUACUUUAAGAUUUUAACACUCCUACUAAAAAUUAAUGUUAUUCUAUUUGAAAUUCGUCUAUUAAUAUUCACUUACUACUCUUCUUUAAAGUUCUAAAAAAUAAGCUGUUGCAGCAAAUUUCUUGCCAUCAAGUUUCCUGCUAGUAGAGAGCUCUAUACAAAUCUUACGUCUAGCAUUCCCUCGUAUGCAUUUGCACGAAUAUCUGAUAUUUUUGGCCUUUUUUUUCUUUUUAAAAAAGAAACCGUGAUCACAGUGAAUAAACCCAGCUGUGUUGGCUUGCCUCAGAAAUGCACUGAGCAGCCGCAGUCUGAGUCACGUGAAGUAAAAUGCACAUGCCCUACAGUGGAAUGCCGCUGGAAUGAAUGGACCAAAUGGUCAGCUACGUGUGGUUUGGCAACUCGUCAAAGGACAAUCAAAACUAUUAAGGUUAGAUUGAGUUAAAGUAUAUAUUGUCUAAAUUGGCUUACAUCUCGGUAAGGCUAUAGAUAGCCUCAUUACUGAGGAGAAUAUCGUAAUCAAUGAGUUUAUGACCCAUCAUAAUUGCAAAAUUAACCUAGUUUUUAGCCACAACAGUAUUUGUUCAUACUUACAUUUUGUUUAGAGUAACACAGACCUCUUUUGUGUGAAACAUUUAUAUGUAAUGCUAAUUAUGUGCCAAGUUGGACGAGAAAUGGAAAACCCUGGAUCCAGGCAUGCGCUUAGUUUGAUGGAGAGACAGUUCUAAAAAGGAUAGUUAAAACAAUAAAACAAUAAAACAAUAAAAAAUUAAAAAAUAAUGAUAAUAACGUAUGAUAGAUGUACAGUCAUGCAAAGCAAUCGUCCUCUAGUUUUUGAGACGCUUUGAGUGAUUUUCUACCUGUUUCCAUACGUAAUAUUAACGAAGUAUACCCAAAAGCCGGGCAUUUCUUGAAAGUUAUCAAGAGAAAUUUUAUCGUUUCCAAUGUAGACCACAGUUCAAAAGUUGAAGUGCGAAGGCCUGCCUCAGUCAUGUCCUCAGCCUCCAGAGACCCAAAAACAAACAACAAACUGUAAAUGUAAAACUGUGAACUGUGAAUGGGCGAACUGGUCGUCAUGGUCAACGACAUGUGGAGUGGGAACUCGAACAAGACACAUCGAAGGUAGCUAGCAGCCUUUUUGCAGUAAAAUUGGAUUAUCGUUAGUGUAUUAUAUGGUAGCUUUAUCCUUGUCAGAGGGGAUGUAACCUUUCUUAACCUGCAUUGCCCAGAAUGUUUAAGGCGAUUUGCUACGAGAUACGGCUAAAAACUAUGGACCGUGCCUGUAUAAAGCAUAGAUCCAAGUGGUUUUGCAACAAAGCUAAGCCGUCUUGCAAUAUGGAUUGCCGCGGAAUUAAUUGAAAUGCUUUGAUUAUUUUAUGAUGGAAAAAAGAUGCUAAACAAUUGCAGGAAGCUCAAAUGGAAGCAAUUGGGAUAACAAUACUAGAUGAAUAAAAUUUAUUUUUACUAAGAAAAUUGAAAGAGGUGACUAAAAUUCUACUAAGUGAUGAUGAUGAUGAUGAUGAUGAUGAUGAUGAUGAUGAUGAUGAGGAUGAUGAUGAUGAUAGCAAUAAUAAUAAUAAUAAUAAUAAUAAUAAUAAUAUUAAUAAUAGUUAAUAAAAAUUGCUGUUCGCAGAAACCGCGGUGGAAGUGUUUAAGCCAGACUGCAGCACUCUUCCGCAGAGCUGCCCUCAGCCACCGGAGUCUGACGCUCGUGAAAUAAAAUGCAGUUGCCCAACUGUCAACUGCAAGUGGAAGAAGUGGAGCGCUUGGUCAGCAACUUGCGGAGUAGCGACUAGGACGAGGAGUAUUGAGACCAUCAAGGUUAGUUCUUUUUUCGUUAGAACCGUGAUUUACAUCGAUACUGAAAUAACCUAAAACACGUAGACACCAAGCUGAUAGUCCUUCCACCGCUCCCUUUUUCUUCUCCAAUACGUGAAAUUUACGUGAAUCAGUUAUAAGGGCCAGUCUUUGGACUGUCAUAAUCUUGAAGACUACCUUUCAAAAAGUUAAGUUUUAUAUGAGCACAAUUAUAAACCUCAGUCUGCGGUUUUUAUCUACAGACCACAGUUCAGCAAGUGAAGUGCGAGGGACUAGCUCAGUCAUGUCCUCAGCCUCCACAGAGAGAACAACAGACAACAAACUGUAAAUGUAAAACUGUGAACUGUGAAUGGGCGGGUUGGUCAUCAUGGUCAGCGACUUGUGGAGUGGGAACUCGAACAAGACACAUUGAAGGUGACUCAAGGCUCCAACAUAAUAGGGAAAGCGCAUCGAGAAAAGUUGCGCGAAUAUCGCGGAGGAGCUGAGCUCUCCUCCCGCCGGUUUUUACUCCCUCGCUUUUUCUCUUCUUGUUCGCUUUUUUGCUUGUCUACACUGACCUAGAGCCUGUUGAAGGUUACUUUGAAACGAAACAAAUAGUGUGAUUUUGUCGUGGAUAAUGUGGCAAAAAAACCUAACGGCAUCCACUUAGAAGCCAACGUUCGUUGAUAUGUAGAACGGGUUUUCUUAUUUCUGGUUGUUUGUUUGUUUGUUUGCUUGUUCUUUUUCUUAACGUUGCACAUAAUCAGGUUAUCAAUAUAACAGACUAUUUAUUAUGAAGUAUGACACAUCAGCUGACAGUAGCGUUGCAUGGCACCUGUCAUUUCGUGUAAAUGCAGUCAUAUGAUACGACUCGGUAUUUGAAUGUGGUCUAUUUAGCAAUCUGCCAUAGAGGUUUUUUUUACUUGACCCCUGAAACAGAUAAUGACAACUAGUGCAAAAAAACAAAACAAAACAAAACAACAACAACAACAACAACUGGUUAACAAACGAAGACAAUAGAAUUAGUGCAUAAUUGUGCGUAGUAUUCUACUACCUAUUUCACAGGCAACGUAAAAUCACUCUAAAAUAUCUUUGUAUUUACCUUCUUGUACUUUUCCCCGCUAAAAACGUUGAUCAACGGUUAGUUUCCUAGAAAAGAGCAUAAUAAUUUGACCCGUCAUUUUCGUUAAUCAAAAGCGUUCUUCCCCAACCAGAAACUGCCGUUGAAGUGUUCAAACCAGACUGCAGCGGACUUCCACAGAGCUGUCCUCAGCCACCAGAGUCCGAUGCUCGUGAAAUAAAAUGUAGCUGCCCAACUGUGAACUGUAGGUGGAAAGAAUGGAGUGCUUGGUCAGCGACUUGUGGUGCGGCGACCAGAACAAGAAGCAUUGAGACGAUUAAGGUCAGUUAUAUCUUUAAAUUAUAUAAGUAUACAGGCACGCUUUUCUCGGUACGUCGGACGGGUUAAAUAGUUAUUGCCAUUGGAGUUUGUAAAGGAUGUUUCUGUCUAUCGUUCAACAAGUAGUAGUGGUAGUGGUGGUGGUAGUGGUGGUGGCGGCGGCGGUGGCGGUGGCAGAGGCAGCGGCGGUGGCGGCGGCGGCAGUAGCAAUAGCAGUAGGGAUUUUAUUACGAUUAUGAUUAUGAUUAUGAUUAUCAUUAAUACUAUCAUUAUUUCUAUCAUUAUUAUACAUUGUACUCAUUUUCUGUCUUCUCAUAGGUUAAGAGCCUACAGCUAAUUUUGGAAAACAGCGCAACCUACAGAUAAGUUAGUUAUCUGCUAACAGAUAACUAACUAAUCUGUAGGUUGCACGCGCAAUGCAUGAUAAUAAUAAUUAUAUAUAAAUUCCGUUUCCUUUCGACGGUGUGUUUGUCGCUGUUUUCUUCAAAACAAUGUAUAAUAAUUAAAGCAAUUAUUAGAUUCGGUUUUUGUGGUAUCCUAUAAUCAAGGUCUCAGUAGCCCCGGCCUUCGGCCCGGCCGAUAACACUUACCUCCACUUUGAUUAUUCCGGAUAUCACAAAAACCUGAUCGAACAAUCGUUUAUUAUUACCUUAUCUGGGCUAUUUCACAGGCUUGGACACAAUUAAAACAGUUUUUCAUCUCAGAGUCGUUGAGAGUUUAACAGUUCUCUCAUUCAGUUUAACGUCGUUUUAAAGUUAUAUUUGGAUAUACAUCUACAGACUACAGUUCAGCAAGUGAAGUGCGAGGGACUGCCUCAGUCAUGUCCUCAGCCUCCACAGAGAGAACAACAGACAACAAACUGUAAAUGUAAAACUGUGAAUUGUGAAUGGGCGAACUGGUCUUCCUGGUCUACGACAUGUGGAGUGGGAAUUCGAACAAGACACAUCGAAGGUGAAAUACGAGAGGAAAACAAUUUUUUCAUAUCUUAAAGAGCUUUUUUAUUGAGAGUUUCCGUCGUGUGUUGAGCACUUUCACUCAACACGUUACCAUGGCCUUAUGUACCGAAACGUCCAAGCGGUGGCCAAGUGUACCAAACCAAUAGACCUAUUCAGCUAACGCAAUGUUGUACCCAAUUCAGAUCUCUCGAGGUUAAGAUUCUUUGUGCACUGUAUUUGCAUUAUAAGGUGGCAUUCACAUUUAAAUGAUAUGGAAAUUCCUGAAACAAAACGUUUUAUUCCCUACGGGUUUGAAUUGGGUACAACAUUGAGUUAGCCGAAUUGGUCUAUCCUUUGGGAGUUAAUUAAACCUUUUCCUUAUGUUAAUUAUAUUGUGCUAAUGUAUGUUAGUAAAUUAGCAUAGCUGCUGGCUGGGGAGGGAAUAUGCGCAAAGGCAAAUCCUUGCUUAUAUUUUUUUGCCUCAUUAGCAUAGACUUACCAUUAUUUGAUGACGCUAAUAAGAUAACACCUCUAAAUAUUGAAAAAGCGUUACAAUUUCAGUUAUUUCCUAACAUUUGAGACAGACAUACCAAAACGGUUUCGGAAAAAUUCUCUUUGAAAAAUCCCAUGUGUGAGCUCAUUAACGCUUUUGCCACCUAGUAAUUUCGCAGUUUUUGAUUGCCUAUGUUUCCUUUGUUAUUGAUUGCAAAGAGCUGAAAAUUGCACAAACUGCUCAAAGUAACCAGCUCUUUCGAUUUUUUUAAUUCAAUUUGUACAUACCCAAUGGGUUACCUUCUAUGCUAACGAACAAAAAUGACGUCAUGAUGAAUCUACCAAUAGCGAUACUCACGCUUACGUCACCUUUUGAUAUUUAUGUGCAAUCAGAAUCGAAUUGGUUCUUGUAAAGAUUCUUUUGUUUUACUCGUCAAAAACUGUAAUAACAAAAACAAUGUUUGUAAACAGUGAUGUUUCCUCUAAGGAGUAACUCAUUUGGUCAUAUUUGCAUUUACCUUGCUAUAAUUUUAACUUAAACUAGAAACUUCUGUGGAAGUAUUCAAACCAGACUGCAGCGGACUUCCUCAAACAUGCCCUCAGCCACCGGAGUCUGAGGCGCGUGAAAUUAAAUGCAGCUGCCCGACGGUAAAUUGUAAACGUAGCAAAUGGAGCGAUUGGUCAGCCACUUGUGGACCAGCGACAAGACAGAGAACAAUAACUACUGAAAAGGUACACUGGUAACGCUCUCCUUUCUCCCCUUUCCUUUCAUCCAUCCCUCCAUCCAUACAUUUAUUCCUCCAUUCUUUGUUUCUUCGUUUUUCUUUUUAAUUAGCCCUGUCAUUGAUAAUGGUCAUCAAUCAAUUUUACUUGCCAGGUCGCCUUAUUUAGCAAAAUAAAUACGUGACAAAAAAGACAGCAAUCAACCUUGUUAUUAUUUUUUUUAGGUCACUGUUCAGCAGAAUAGUUGCAAAGGCUUACCUCAAUCCUGCCCAGCGGGGCCUGAGACUGAGACUCGAACCUCCGUGUGCACUUGUCAGUCUGUAUCCUGCACGUGGGGAAACUGGAGCGAUUGGUCGGGUAAAUGUGGAUUGGUAAAUAGAACACGUCACAUUGUGGAGGCUCAGACAACCGUUCAAGCUGAAAACUGUGAUGGAGUGAAAAAGAAGUGUACUCAACAGCCGGAAACUGAGAAUAACAAACUUCCAGAUUGUAAGCGAGAAUAAACUUCCUUAGCUUUUCACCGCGUUUCCCUCACCGCGCCUAUCAAAAUAGCGGCGCUGAAGAAAAAUUCUGCGAAAAAAAAAAAUAUAUUAAAAAGAAGUCCAUUGAUGAAAAAAAAGUCAACUAAAAUUUUGGUAGGCACUUAAAAAUGUGUGUAACGUAAGCGUUGUUUCUGAGUUUCACUUCCAGCAGAAGUCUUGUCUCUCAUCAUUAAGUUUGAUUUUGUUUGAAAAAUGUUAUGUUCUGGCAUAUAUUUUGACAUAAUUUGAGCAUAGUAACGAAAUAUUAAAAGACGCCACGCGGCAUGGAAAAACGUUUAUUACACCAAUUUGUUAAUAUUAACAAAUAAUUAAUAAGAAUAACGAAUUUGCAGCUGUAUAUAGAUAUCACAAGGCUACAACUGUUGAAAACACCUUUGGUACCCUUGAGGAAAAUAGGUGCGGAGACACACUUUGCAAAAUGAAUUCGUAUUCUACUUCUUCUUAAAGCUUGCGAAUGUUUUUGUAAGAGCCUAUCUCUGAUGUCUCCCUCUCUGCUAAGCAAUUUUGAUUGUGCUGAAAAGAAAAAAGAAACUUGAAUCCAUACAGUCAACACUGCACCGGCGCGAUGUGGGUAGGGGUGCGUCAUUUUGACGAGCUAUCGCGUUCGUGUCACAUGAUUUUUGGCAAGAGUUGUAGCCACGAUGUAGUACAGCUGAAGUCAAAAGAGUGGGAAAUUUUUUUAUUCUUCCAUGCUUUUAGAACGAUAAUUACUCACCAUUAAUGAUCCCCAAGCCAUACUGAAAAUUUAUAUUCACUUUCCUUUUGUUACCAGGUGAAGAGUGUUACACAGUAGAAUGCAGUUACAAUCCCUGGAGCGCCUGGUCAGCGACAUGCGGUAACGCAUAUCGGCGCCGCACACAGUUGAUAAAAGAGAUUGAGGUCUGGCUGCCAAGCUGUGAAGGACUUCCCCUGGAAUGUCCUGGAGAUGAAAUCCAGGAAGAGACAAGAAAUACGCCAUUAUGUAAGUACACCUAA